AUGUCCGCCGAGAACGGUUCAGCCACCAUCCCCCAGGACCCCGCCCAGGUCGCUGAGGCUCCCGCUGGCGGGAAGGGCAAGGGCAAGGCUGCUGCCACCGAGGAGCCCGUCGACCAGUCCAUGGAGGAGGACGAUGACGACUCUUCCGACGAAGAUGAGGGUGGCGACAACGAGGCCGCCGCCGAGGAGGACGAUGACAACAUGGACGAGAUCGACCUGAACAACAUCGUCGAGGGCGGUCGCCGCACCCGAGGCAAGGUCAUCAACUGGGCCGAGGCCGCCAAGGACAUCCCCGCCGAGGACGACGAGGAGGACGAGGACGAUGACUUCGAGGCCGGUGGCGACAACGACGACAAGAUGGACGAGGACUAA
This is a messenger RNA of Neoarthrinium moseri, 372 nucleotides long. RefSeq lists its product as uncharacterized. NCBI's taxonomy places the organism in Eukaryota, Fungi, Ascomycota, Sordariomycetes, Amphisphaeriales, Apiosporaceae. The record is from RefSeq and is a predicted model, not a curated record. The coding region runs from base 1 to 372 and encodes 123 amino acids. The transcript is spliced from 3 exons.